Molecule: messenger RNA, 2437 nt
Organism: Balaenoptera acutorostrata (minke whale)
Lineage: Eukaryota; Metazoa; Chordata; Mammalia; Artiodactyla; Balaenopteridae
Gene: ARMCX5
Product: armadillo repeat containing X-linked 5
Source: RefSeq, a predicted model, not a curated record
AUGCAAGGCCUGGUAUCACUCCGCUUCGGUGAGGCCGGAUCGCCUUCAACUCCCCUUUGCUGCUCCCGCUGUCGGUUUUGGUUCUGGGGACGUGGAGAGACAAAGUCUGCGGAGGAAAAGGUAGCUGUUAAAAGAAUCACUAGGAGCGGGUCCCUGAGGAGUCCUGGGGGCGGUAAGGAGAAGGAAAUUCCAGAAAGUUACAGUCGUUUGCCAGUUACGGCCCUUCAUCUGAUAAAGCAGGUAUCUCGUCGUGAAUCCGCCGUGCCGGGCCAAACCCCAAACAUAGUCGCCGCCAUUGUCUCGUGUCCUUGUAUCCGUCUGACUGUCCGUCCCUCUUUCUUAGGGCUCGGCAACCCUCGAGGCAAGGAGAUGAAAAAACUGCUUCUCAUCCAAGCAGAGCAGGUCAGUGAGAAGGCGGGCAUUGCUUGGGAGUGUGGAUAUGGGUGCAAGGGCAGAGGAGGGGCUGGAGCUGGCCUGAAAGCUGGAAUCAGUGGCCCUGCCAACACUAGAGCCAAGGCUAAGAUCCAGGCCAAGGCAGUGGCUGAGGCAGAAUUGGAAACAGGACCAGUGACCCAGGCCAAGCCUGGGGAUGGAGCAGUGGCCAGGACACAGGCAGUGACCUACGCUGAGGGUGCCUUGACAAGGGAAGUGAGCAAGAUGGAAGCUAAAACUAAGACUAGAGUUGUGGCUGAGACUAAGGCAGACCCCCCUACAGAACCUGGUAUAGUGUCCCAAACCAAGUCAAAGGCCAUGCCUAUGUCCAGGGUCAGUGCUGUGACCAAGUAUGAAGUCAAGGCUGGUGCUGGAAGUGAAGCCAAUAUCAGGUCCUUUGCCAAGGCUGAUGAUAAAGACAAUAUUGGGUCCAGGUCCCAGAGAAGGAGAGAGGCCAGCAUCAAGUUGAGGGUGGGGGACAGAGCUGGUAUUGUAAUCGAGUCCAGUGAUGAGGCUGAAGAAAAUGUCUGCUCUUGGUUUUGGACUGGAGAAGAGCCUAGUGUAGGAUCCUGGUUCUGGCCUGAAGAAGAGACCCCUUUUCAAGUGUAUAAGCCUCCACGUAAGAUCCAGGAAAAGCCCAGGCCCACACCCAAACCCAAACCCGAACUUACUAUAAAGCAAAAAGCGGCAGCAUGGUCAAGGGCCAGGUUUUGUGUCCUAGUCCCAGUAGAGGGAGGGGAACGAUCCUUGCCUCCAGAAGGGAACUGGACUCUGGUUGAGACCUUGAUUGAAACUCCUCUUGGGAUUCGGCCUCUGACCAAGAUCCCACCCUAUAAUGGGCCUUACUUCCAGACCUUAGCUGAGCUCAAAAAACAGGUUAAGUAUAGGGAAAAGUAUGGGCCCAAUCCAAAAGCCUGCCGCUGCAAAUCACGUGUUUUUAGUUUAGAGCCUAAAGAAUUUGAUAAACUCGUUGCCCUACUUAAGUUAACUAGGGAUCCUUUCAUUCAUGAAAUAGCUACAAUGAUAAUGGGUAUCAGUCCUGCUUAUCCAUUUACCCAAGAUAUAAUUCAUGAUGUAGGUAUUACUGUUAUGAUUGAAAACUUGGUCAAUAAUCCCAAUGUUAAAGAACACCCUAGAACUUUAAAUAUGGUGGAUGACAACUCUGAGUCUUCUGGAGAACCAAAAACAGGAGAGUCAUAUGUAAACCAAGUUUGUAAGGACAUAAUCUCUUAUACUUUGAACUCACCUGAGCAACUGGCUGGACUAAAAUUAUUAGUGCAGCUGAGUGUAAAAUUUGAGGACCACCAUAUGAUUGUCAAUUACAUUCCAGAUUUCCUCACCUUGUUAAACAAGGGAAGUGGCAAAACCAAGUUUUAUGUUUUAAAAGUGUUUUCGCGCUUGUCUAAAAAUCAAGCCAAUACAAGAGAACUGAUCAGUGCCAAAGUACUGUCAUCAUUGGUUGCACCCUUUAACAAAAAUGAGUCAAAGGCCAAUAUUCUUAAUAUCAUUGAAAUAUUUGAGAAUAUAAAUUUCCAAUUCAAAAAGAAGGUGAAGCUAUUUACCAAGGAAGAGUUCACUAAAUCUGAACUUAUUUCCAUAUUCCAGGAAGCAAAAGAGUUUGGUCAGAAACUACAAGACUUAGCAGAGCACAGUGAUCCUGAGGUCUGCUUUAAGGCUGGUUACUUUUGCAAAGAAGGAAAGAAGGAAAAGACUCCCUUAAAUCUCUGGAGAUUUGCACACUGCUGCAGAACCCGUUGCUCAUUUCCUGCAGGAGUAUUAGGACUAUUGGGGAUGGCCUGCUGUUUGCUUAAGGCUUAAUACCACUGGAACAAAGCAAGGAGAGGAAAAUUGCACCACAACAGUGCAGAUUGAUCUCCAGUGGCAUCUCUGGUGGUGGUGGAAUUGCUGCUAACCACCACCCUCAACAGGUGUGCACCCACCCUGGAACCAUCCAUCCUCUCCCAGCUUGGUUGUGCUUCUUCUGCACUCUGUCUGUAAUAUUGGC